GAUAAAUAAGCCUUGAAAAACUGUCACUAUCAAAAAAUCAAAACUAAAAAGAACUUCAAUAAAACAUAAAAAUAAUUUGGCUAUGGUUGAAUAUUCAGUCUGUUACAUUAUGGACCAUUUCAUCUAUUCUGCAAUUUCUUCUUUAGCAAGUUUCGCUUAUGAUCAUCCUUUGGUGACGCUUAUUUUAAGUGUCAUUAUAACCAUAACGAUGGGUUAUGGAAAUUUUUCAAAACUUUUAUGCGUUUCCCAAAAUACCCAACCGGAUUAUGAUUAUGAAUCAGAGAGAGGACCUCAUUCCUGGGAAACUUCGGGUACAGAAAAUCAAUCUCCGAUUGAUAUCAAAACAAGUUUGGUUGAAAAAUCAAUUAUUCAAGAACAAUUGAUGUGGAAUCACUACAAUGAUAUUCCAACAAAGGUUACAAUGGAAAAUAAUGGUCGAACAGUAAUAUUGAAAGCAAAAUAUGCUGCCAAUAUUCCAACAAUUAGUGGAGCUGAUUUGUUUCAUAGCUACAGUUUUGAGUCACUUUGCUUUCAUUGGGGUUAUUCAAAUACUGAAGGCUCUGAACAUACUAUUGACGGUAGAAAAUAUGCAAUGGAAUUACAAGCAACUCAUAAGAGCGAACCGAUGUUGCCAUGUCUAACAAACUUACAUAGCCUUAUUAUUGCCUAUGUUUUUCAGGUUGCUGCUUAUAAUCCAUUUUUUGAUCCUAUUGUUCUUAACCUGCAUCGCAUUAAAGAGCCUGGAACCAUUGUUGAAAUUCCUCCAUUUCCCUUAGCAUGGUUGUGUUAUCAAUUCAAAUCUGGAUUCUUUAGUUAUGGUGGAUCAAAUAGCAUUCCACCUUGUGACGAAGGCGUUGAAUGGUUUAUUAAUCCUGAACCAAUUGCUAUUGGAGAAAAUCAACUUAUGGAGUUUAGAUCGCUUCUUUCAUCGGAUGGUUCAUCGAGAAUUAUUAGAAAUUCAAGACCAGUUCAGUGUUUGAAUACUAAUCGUAUUGUCCAUUACAAUAAUUACGAAAGAAGCGAUAGUUUGUGUUCGUGUGAUUCACAACAACAAUUAUCAAAUGCUAACGAAAGCGACAAUUAACUGUUUUAUCAACUUGAAAUCACAUCAAAGAUAUUUCAUGAUUCGACUUUUAUCAAGAAUAAAUAAAUAUUUAAUCGCAACGAUAAUAAGUAGUAUUGUAAUUGGCUCUGUUGAGAUCAAUAAAUUUAUCUGUAAUGUU
Episyrphus balteatus (marmalade hoverfly) is the source of this 1223-nucleotide messenger RNA. RefSeq names its product carbonic anhydrase 1-like. The transcript has 5 exons. The record is from RefSeq and is a predicted model, not a curated record. Bases 83 to 1084 code for a protein of 333 amino acids. Gene Ontology annotation, molecular function: zinc ion binding; carbonate dehydratase activity. Gene Ontology annotation, cellular component: cytoplasm. NCBI's taxonomy places the organism in Eukaryota, Metazoa, Arthropoda, Insecta, Diptera, Syrphidae.